CAUCGGUAUAUAAUUUACCCUUUUAAAAGACCAAGAUGGUAUUCUGUGCGAAGUUGUUAGCUGUGUUAAGUAAAGGUUCGACAGAUAGUGCGGACCGGUGGCUUUGUUUUCUAUAAAGUUGUUAGAUAUCUAGUAUAUAUGUUUUCAAUGACGAUAGGUCACUCACUCUGAGUCUUUCUCAUUUCCUCCUCAAUCCUAGACUCUGUCAGUUUUGUUCACUCGGAGCAUCUACAUUUCCACCACAUACUCCUUGAUCUUCUCCGUAAUGUUGACCAUUUUGGCUUAUGUUUUUUUUAAAGACGGAAAUACCGUCUAAAACCAAAUGCGAUAGUCGUUCAAUUCCAAGGUACAAGCCGAGAUGUAAAAUCUAAUGUGUUUCGUGACGAGCUCCAGAAUCUGAGGUGGGGGAUGGUGGCAGAAUCGUAGCGGCGACUCUAUUAAGCUGGGAUGUUGACUCACCGCCUACCGCUUUCAACCUUCAUCGUCGCGCCACCCGUCACAGUACUUUUCCUGCAGACAUUGGCGUGCCGACUUUCCAUCGCAUCUACCAUCACCUCUUUUUACGCAGCCACGCACACAUAUUUAACAAUGGCUGACGUAGAUACGCACGAAACUGCGGCGCUGGUCGCCGACCAGCAAGAUAAUGCUAUGGCCCUUGCGACUACGAGCUCCGAAAUCUCAGCGCCUGUCGAGAAGAAAACGAAAAAGGUCAUUCGCAAAAAGCGUCGCCCAGCACGCGCACAGGUCGAGCCAGACUUCGCUGCUGCAGAGGGACCACCUCAGACUGGAACAAUCUUUAAUAUCUGGUAUAAUAAGUGGUCGGGCGGUGAUCAUGACAGCGAUAUGCAAACAAAGGCGAAGGGUCGAUGCAACGUCGCCAAAGACAGCGGAUACACAAAAGCCGAUAACAAGCCUGGGAGCUACUUUUGCCUCUCUUUUGCCCGUGGUCUGUGUCCUAAGGGCAUAGAUUGCGAUUUCUUACAUCGUCUGCCAGCCGCGUACGACCUGUUCAGCCCGAAUGUCGACUGCUUUGGUCGUGACAAGUUUUCCGAUUAUAGAGAUGAUAUGGGUGGUGUUGGAAGUUUCAUGAGAAUCAAUCGUACUAUAUACAUUGGUCGCAUACAUGUUACGGAUGAUAUCGAAGAAAUAGUGGCUCGCCAUUUUGCGGAAUGGGGCCAAGUUGAGCGAGUUCGCGUUCUUAACACACGAGGUGUCGGUUUUGUGACGUAUACGAACGAAGCGAAUGCACAGUUUGCGAAGGAAGCCAUGGCGCAUCAAUCACUAGACCACGACGAAGUCUUGAAUGUUCGAUGGGCAACUGCAGACCCCAAUCCUCUGGCGCAAGCUAGAGAGGCUAGAAGGGUGGAGGAACAGGCCGCUGAAGCCAUCCGCCGAGCUCUGCCGGCUGAAUUUGUCGCAGAAAUCGAAGGAAAGGAUCCUGAAGCAAGGAAACGAAGAAAGAUUGAAAGUAACUACGGCUUAGAAGGUUACGAAGCGCCAGACGACAUUCAUUUUGCUCGCGGCGCUAAUGCUGUCAACCCCCGCGGAAGAGAAGGAGCCGAAAUCGAAUAUCAAGAACAUCUUAUGAUUGAAGAUGGUGCACCAGCCGAAGCGGACAGCGCACCGGCUACGUCUGAACCAGAGAAGACUGGCAUCUUUUCUGGUAGCACCCUUGCUGCGCUUAGCAAAGCCAGGGUGUCGGUUCAAUCAAAACCUAAGGCGGCAGCGGCAGGACCUUUGGUAGCUUAUGACAGUGACAGUGAGGAAGACGAUUGAGGGAUACGCAUUUGCAUAUAUCUGGAGUGUAAUAACAAAUACCACCUGGCGCAUUGAUUUUCAAGUAUGGCGUUAUAGAUUAACUGUUGAAUAUUCGGGAAUAUAAAACUUCAUGACGACCAAUCCAAAGGUCCAUGAUGGGAACACUUUGACCAGCAUCUUCAACCGUCGUAUGCCAUUCUUUAUCAAUUGCAGCGUUGAUCAAUCGCUGAACCCUUUCACUAGCCAAGACCUUUUGAGCUUGGUAGGGCCCAAACACACUUGCACGCACUGCUGCCGAUAGCAAAGCCUUGACAUGACUGAGCAUGAAGACAUAUGCGGUCUGGCGUAGACUGAGUCCAACAAUAGCACAGAGGGCACCAAACAGAGGCCCGAAGUGAGCAGAAACCAGGGGAAUCUCCAUCCCGUUGCUUUUUCUUAGUAAAUCUGAGAAAUGUCGGAGAAUCUGCGCAUCAGCAGCGGUAGAGCCAGGCGGUACUGUAGACCGAAAUGACCUCUCCCAAAUGCUUAGGAGCGCUCGCCCCUGGGAAGUGCUCGCUCGCCUUCCGACGGUGCAAAUGAUGGCCGCAUCCAAUUGAUCGUCUAGAGACGCUAAAUUGAUGGGAUCCCUACAUGCUGCGAGAACAAAUGGAAGAGUAGUAGAAGCGAAGGAGGAGAUGGAUAACGGGAGGAAAGUUGUAAAGUUGGACGUGCGCGGGUUAUGAACUAGAUAGGACUCCAAGCCGCUGCUGAAGGCGAAUGAUCCAACAGGAAGGGCAGAGUCGGAGAGGAGCAAUAUAAAAUGAUUAGCGAUAUUAGACGUUGCUAGAGAUUUAUUAGCGAUCAGUAGAGAUUCAUUGUAUCAACUGCUUACAAUCGGUGACCAUCGGUGUGGGCUCUAUUGGCCGCUUUACGCUGCCGCCAUUGGAGAGCAGUCGUGCCUUCGCGGCAGCUAAGCGCGUUUCUAAUUCGGCAAUCUCAUCUUCAAUCCCUUGGAUUUCGGGGUCAAUCAUCUCCUCGUCCAUUCCAUCGCGUGUACUGUGUGGUGUGUAUGCAAGUCGCAGGUUGCCGACGCCGGAUCCCGACGGAUGUCCCCACGUUAUCUCAGUCAAGGGUGAUAAGCAUCUAUCACGGCGCCGAAGGUUGCUUGAUGGCCACGGAUACGGAAUAAGUAAUAGUACAAACAAUAAAAUAAAGAAAGAUCAUUCCAGGUUCGAUAAUAAAAUAAUUUAAUGCAAUCCUAAAAACUCCACGCUUUGCCCAAAUUACGCUACGUAUGUAUCCAAAACAAAAAUGUCAUACUGUCGCCUCAAGGACGCAAGUUCUCUUUUCCAAUGAGAUAGCGAGCCCGCGCCUUCUUUUUCUCAGCAACCCUCUUGUCAAUUCUGGCUAACACUGCGGCAUGCCUCUCCGCUCCGAGAGCACUUCUUGAAAGCGCAGAACGUGCUACGUUGCUCGUCUUAGCGCCUACUUCGGGGCCGCCAAGCUUCGCGAAUCGAUGCUGCAACAAGUCGAUAUCGUCGUCACCGGUAUCGUUCUGUUUGCUUCGGGACGAUUUGGCUUUGGAGCCAUUUCGUUCACGACCCAGGUUCAUAUGGCGCGCUAACGGUUCCCCAGCAGGUGUUGUGCUUAUAUCCUGUAGGUGAUUGGCGAUGUCAUCGCGCAGGAAGUGUCUAUCACGAGGUGUGCGAGGAACAAAUGGCUGCCAACCACGUGCAUCAGACUCGGCAGGAAGCGAUGAAACCCGGCGAUGCUUUCGGCCUGAAACCAGGCCGAUGUCGUUGUCUUCUGUAGCAGAAUCUUGUUGGUAUUUUUCACGAAGAGUAGUGGAUUUCGCCGUCUUCGAAGCUUUAUCGUCUGUCCGGUGGCGACGUUGAGGACGACUAGACAUUUCGUUGGCCCUUUUCUCGAUUGCAGCCAUAGUUUCUAAAGUUUCGGCGUGUAGACUCUUUAGUUUCGCGUGCUCGGCCUCGAUCGAUUUCAGAGACUUGUUUUCCCUCUUUAGUUCUGUGAUUUUAGACUGUGCUCGUUGUAGAAUAUCGCGCAUCUCGUCGUCGCGUUUAUCCGCUUCAGUUUUUAAUACCGUCAUAUCUUCUUUCAAUUGUUCGACUUCUUUUGCUUUCGUGCUCAGAUCUGCUUGCGCUGUUCGGAGCUGUGUUCGAAGGUCCCGAGCUCUGGGACCACUGGGUGCUUCACUCGCAGUAUGUGCGUCGGCAGACUUGGCCAAUUGUAGUUGUGCUUUCAACGUAGCGAGCUGCUCGCGGAGGGAACUCAUUUCGGUCACCUCGCUUCGAGCCUUGCGUAGUUCGCGCUGCACUUCGAUCAACGCCUUUUGAGAGCCAGGCGAGUCUGACACGGGUCUGGAUCUACGAUCCUGCAACGCCUUGUGGGAUGCGAGAGCAUCUUCAAGUUUGUCCUCUAGAUCUUCGGCACGAUCGCGGUAUUCAGUGGCAAGUACAGUCUGCUUUUCGAGUUCCUUGGUCAGAUCGACAAUCGCAGCCGCGGUGCCACUAUUGGCGUCGUUCUCAGCUCCAUCAACAGGUGUUUCUUGUGAGGUCUGGGCUAACAUUUGCUGGAGUUUAGCGACCUUUGCUUGCUCCUCUCUCAAUCUCUCAGCCAGUCGUGUGACCUGUGUAUCCUUUUGCUGUGCAUAGGUUUUUGCUAGUUGCUUAUACUUGAGCAGUUUCUCCAUUUCAGCCUUGGCGCCAUCGUGAUAUUUUUGAUAUUCCUCUUUCCAAUAUCGUCCCGAGUUCGAAUGAGGCUCAUUUAAAUCCAGUGUGACGUCUGUGUUGACGUGGUCGCUCUCUUCUUCCUCCCAAUCGUCGUCCGAGUUGGGUGCUGGCCCUGCGGUUGCACUUGGCGCGUUUGAUUCGAGGCCAUGUCCGAAAGUGACUCGUUUACGUUUCGAGGUACCAGUUCCGGGUGUCAGGAGAAUACCGGGUGGUUUAGAAGGCGUACCAGUCUCACGAUCCAUCGCGCUUCGUCUUGGAUGUCGUGGGUUGCCGGCCGGAUGUCGACGGGAGGGACU
This is a messenger RNA of [Torrubiella] hemipterigena, 4783 nucleotides long. NCBI's taxonomy places the organism in Eukaryota, Fungi, Ascomycota, Sordariomycetes, Hypocreales, Clavicipitaceae. The record is from the annotation of a GenBank genome assembly.